Messenger RNA from Metschnikowia bicuspidata var. bicuspidata NRRL YB-4993, 738 nucleotides. RefSeq names its product translation initiation factor 6. The record is from RefSeq and is a predicted model, not a curated record. Gene Ontology annotation, cellular component: nucleolus; cytosol; preribosome, large subunit precursor. Lineage: Eukaryota; Fungi; Ascomycota; Pichiomycetes; Serinales; Metschnikowiaceae. The transcript has a single exon. Gene Ontology annotation, molecular function: ribosomal large subunit binding. Gene Ontology annotation, biological process: maturation of LSU-rRNA; assembly of large subunit precursor of preribosome; cytosolic ribosome assembly. Bases 1 to 738 code for a protein of 245 amino acids.
AUGGCGAGCAGAACGCAGUUUGAAAAUUCUAACGAAGUCGGAGUGUUCUCCAAGUUGACCAACUCCUACUGCCUUGUUGCUGUGGGUGGCUCGGAAAACUUCUACUCGGCUUUCGAGGCCGAGCUUGGAGACCUUAUUCCAAUUGUCCGGACCACCAUUGCCGGUACCAGAAUCGUCGGCAGAAUGACCGCAGGCAACAGAAGAGGCUUGCUUGUGCCUGUGCAGACCACGGACCAGGAGCUCAUGCACUUGAGAAACUCGUUGCCUGACACCGUCAAAAUCCAGAGGGUCGAGGAAAGAUUGUCUGCGUUGGGAAACGUGAUUUGCUGCAACGACUACGUUGCUUUGGUGCACCCUGACAUCGAGCGUGAAACCGAGGAGUUGAUUGCCGAUGUGUUGGGUGUCGAGGUGUUCCGCCAGACCAUCGCAGGUAACGUUUUGGUGGGCUCGUACUGCUCUUUGUCCAACCAAGGUGGCUUGGUGCAUCCACAAACGUCCAUCCAGGACCAGGAGGAAUUGUCGUCGCUUUUGCAGGUGCCUCUUGUCGCGGGAACCGUCAACAGGGGUUCUUCUGUGGUGGGUGCCGGCAUGGUGGUCAACGACUGGGUCGCUGUCAGUGGCUUGGACACGACUGCACCCGAGUUGUCUGUUGUCGAGUCCAUUUUCAAGUUGCAAGAUGCGCAGCCGGACGCCAUUUCCGGGAACUUGAGGGACACGUUGAUCGAGACGUACUCUUAG